ACCUCCAGCCUUUAUAUCCAGCCCCGGUCCUAUUUCCUUUUGCAUCUGCAGCCAUUCACUUCCCUGUAGACAAACAGCAUCAUAUACAGUUCUCAGUAUGUCUGAAGGAAAUUCACAGAUAAUCUCCAAGCCGAUAAAGCUGAUUGCUGCUGCUUGUAACAAUAUGGGAAUCGGAUGGAAAGGCAACUUACCGUGGAAUUUACCAAAGGAAUUCCAGUAUUUGUUAGACACGAUAACGACAGUAAAACAACCAGGAAAGAAAAAUCUUAUUGUUUGGGGCCGACGGUCAUUUGAGACAUUCGAUGAAAAACUAUUACCUCUGGCAAACACUAUUAUUGUGAUUCUUACCAGGCAGCUGAGUGAAUUGCCAAAAUAUGCUGAUUACAUUUGCUGUGAUGAAGAAGAAGUUGUGAAUCUUGCUUCAAGUUCGACUCUCUGUAAUGAAAUAGAAACUAUAUGGGUACUAGGAGGAGUGGAGAGUUAUUCAAACAUGAUGAAACACCCUUGGUGUAACCAUAUAUACUUCACACACAUUAUGGCAGAUUUUGAAUGUGAUACCUUCUUUCCAGAGUUUGACAAGAACAUCUUCAAAUUAAAAGAAGAAUAUCCAGGCAUUCCAGCUGGAAUUCAGGAAGAAAAAGGAGUAAAAUACAUAUUUCAAGUCUAUAAAAAAGAUCAACCCCCAAACAGUAAAUGAUUUCUAUACUGAAAUAGAUCACAAAGUAAAAGUCAUCUCACUUCCUAGAAUAUUAAAGUACCAAAAUUGUUUUA
Bufo gargarizans (Asiatic toad) is the source of this 771-nucleotide messenger RNA. RefSeq names its product dihydrofolate reductase-like. Gene Ontology annotation, molecular function: dihydrofolate reductase activity; NADP binding. Gene Ontology annotation, cellular component: mitochondrion. Gene Ontology annotation, biological process: folic acid metabolic process; dihydrofolate metabolic process; tetrahydrofolate biosynthetic process. The record is from RefSeq and is a predicted model, not a curated record. The coding region runs from base 98 to 697 and encodes 199 amino acids. NCBI's taxonomy places the organism in Eukaryota, Metazoa, Chordata, Amphibia, Anura, Bufonidae. The transcript has 7 exons.